AUGACGUCAUUUCUCGCGGUCUUACGCUCGUCCUUUCCCGCUCCUUGCACCAACACCACAACCACUCUCUCCUCUAGCGAUCACGCAUCCGUUUCUAAGUGUUUACAGCUCCCACCGCUCAGUAUCGACCUCACAACAGUCGAUGAACCUCCAGCACCAAGCAGCUUGCAGUCAUUCGCCCAUCCAGCGUCCUCCAGUGACCUUUUAAACGUGCUACAGGUCGAACACGAUACGCUGCGUCUAGCCGAUGAGCGUGAAGCUGCAGCUGGUGCCGUUAACGCCGUCGUCACGACGUCUGCGAGGCUUAAAGACCGUCACUUGAUCAAGAACCAAGCCACAACUCCAGACGUGGCUGAGCAGCUUUUAACAGUCUGUGCACUUCACGCUGCUUCUUCACAUAAUGACGGAGGGUUCUGGACACCGCUGGAGCUGGCCGAGACUAUACUGCACAUUUUACAAGAUGGUCAAGGUGACGCUGAUUCCGUGCAGAAUCAGCUCUUUGGACUCGUGGGCGUGCACGGGAUGGACGUGAUCGCCUUUGCCGUGCAGCACGAGCAAGAGCUGGUGAAGUCGACGUCAUCAAGAGGGAUGAAGCAGAGACUAAAGGACGCGCACAAGCGGCUUGAGAGAGCUAAGACGGCACGUGCGUCUCGAGAAUUGAGAAAUGAGGCCCGAGAAGCUCCUAAUUGGCUAGAAGCGGCAGGAUACGACCCUGAAGUGCUGCGAUUGCAGCAGGAGAUGGCUGAAGAAGAACGGAGAUGCCAGUCGACGUCGCUCGUGCAGCGCGAGUUUGGAGCGCUGCAGGGAGGAUAUGACUCGACGGCAGCGGCUGGUCAACUGGUGGCUGCAGGAGCUCUGACACUGCCGUCAAGCACCAAGAGGACGCACUUUAAAGGCUAUGAGCACGUGUUUAUCCCGGCUCAUGCUAAGAAGGCAUUGGGGAUCGAAGAAACGCUCGUGACGAUCUCGAGUCUAGAUGAAUUUGCACAAAGUGCGUUUCAUGGACUUACAAAGCUAAAUCGACUGCAGUCGAAGCUCUUUGACGCCGCGUACAACUCGAACCAGAACUUGUUAGUGUGCGCUCCUACGGGUGCUGGUAAAACGAACGUGGCGAUGCUUGCUGUGUUGCAGGAGGUGAAGACACAGCUGAAUCGACAUCAAGAUCAGUCGGUUGAUCAAGGCGUGGCAAACAUGAAAAUUAUUUACGUGGCUCCCAUGAAGGCUUUAGCGCAGGAGGUGGUAACGAAAUUCGGUCAGCGACUACAGACCCUGCGAUUGAAAGUGCGCGAGCUUACGGGUGAUAUGCAGUUGACGAAGAAGGAGAUCGAAGAGACCCAUGUGAUCGUGACGACCCCCGAAAAAUGGGACGUCAUCACGCGCAAGUCCAGCACUCAGCAAUCGCUGCUCAGUCAGGUGAAGCUUCUGAUUAUCGACGAAGUUCACUUGCUAGCGGAUGAACGUGGUCCUGUUAUCGAGACUAUCGUGGCUCGGACGUUACGUCGCGUAGAAAGCACGCAAAGUAUGAUCCGUAUUGUCGGCCUAUCAGCCACUCUGCCGAACUACGUUGACGUCGCGUCGUUUUUGCGCGUUUACGUCCCUCAUGGAGACGUACGCAUGCAAAAUGCAGCUAUGAACGGCGGGAGGGGAGGGCUGUUUUUCUUUGACUCGACGUACCGACCCGUACCAUUGGAUCAAACGUUUAUUGGCGUGAGCACGAAUGCAAACCUGAAAGAGGCACUGGGUUUGAGUACCACAGCACUCUCGAAGGUGACGGCGAGACUCGAGGAUCUCGCCAAGGAGAAAAAGACAGCAGGCGCUAUCAUGAGUCGACAGCGCCAGAUUCAACUAAUGAUGAACAAGCUUACGCUAGCUCACUGCUUACAGCAGGUGAAGCAUAACGAACAAGUUAUGGUCUUUGUGCAUUCACGAAAAGAGACGGCGGCUACGCUGCAUAGCAUGGUUGAGCUUGCACGUGGUAACGAAGAAGAUCCUGGAACGCUGGAAGCAUUUCUACCACCCCCUGAGCUACAGUUGCCUAUCAGUCUGCACGAGCACGUCCAAAAGAGCCGUAACAAAGAACUCAAGGAGCUGCUAGGAUAUGGCAUGGGCAUUCAUCACGCUGGUAUGCUGCGCAGUGACCGAAAUUUGACGGAGCAGCUGUUUGAACUUGGCCACAUCCGCGUGCUGUGCUGUACAGCGACAUUGGCUUGGGGCGUGAACUUACCAGCGCACUCGGUCAUUAUCAAGGGCACUCAAGUCUAUAACGCCGACAAAGGUGGCAUGACGCAGCUUAGCAUGCUGGAUGUUAUGCAAAUCUUUGGUCGUGCUGGACGUCCGCAGUACGACACAAGCGGAGAUGCUGUCUUGGUGACUACACAAGAUCAGCUGCCUCACUAUCUACGCUUGCUUACUACAGGAAUUCCAAUGGAGUCGUCUUUGAUCAAAGCAUUGCCCGACCACUUGAACGCCGAGAUAGUUUCUGGCACCGUGAGUAAUUUAGACGAGGCCUGUACGUGGCUCAGCUAUACGUAUCUGUACGUACGCAUGCGAAAAAACCCACUAGCCUAUGGUAUGAAGAUGGACGAUGUAAAUGAAGAUCCGAUGUUGAUUGUGCGACGCAGACAACUGCUGAUGGAUGCUGCAGAGAAACUGGCAGCGUGUCGAAUGAUUAAGAUCCUUCGCGAGAAGGUCCAGAUGGGCUCUGGUCAGGAAAGCAAGAUUGCGUUUGCCGUGACCUCAAUGGGGCGUGUGGCAAGCCACUUUUAUAUCCAGCAUACUUCCAUCGAGACUUUCAACGACAUCCUUGAUGACAAGUCCGGUCAGAAAGAAAGCGAUCAGGAUGAUCUGGACUGGGUGAAGGUGCUGUUGGUGCUGUGCAGUAGUAACGAGUUUGAACAAUUGAAAUCGCGCGAGGAAGAGAUGCCGGAGUUGGAGAAGCUCAAGCGCGGGUUCUGCCGCUUCGACAUCCUAGGAGGGGGCAUGGACACCUACACAGGAAAGACGAACGUUCUCCUGCAGGCCCUCAUCGGCCGUGCUCGUGUGUCGACGUUUACGCUCAUCUCGGACACAAACUAUGUCGCCCAGAAUGGUUCUCGAGUGUGUCGUGCACUAUUUGAAAUUUUUCUGAAGAAAAACAGUGCGCGAAAAGCUGAAAAGUUCCUGCAACUUGCCAAGUCGAUUGACCAGAAGAUGUGGUGGGACCAAAACGCGCUGUUACAGCUUCCGAAUGUGCCAUAUGACGUUGUUGCGGAGCUAGACCGCCGCCACAAUAUGACCUUGUACGACGCAAUCGUCGACCCUGAUGCAUAUAACCUGCGUGCUAAGAUGAAGAAAUGGGUCCAGAGUGUUCCAUUUAUCGACAUCGACAACGUCCAGACUCAACCAUUUGGUAGUACUAUGAUCAAGCUUUCGUUUGAUCUUUAUCCACUGUUUCCAGAGUGGAAAGAAGGAGUAUUUCAGGGUAAGUCGUUAUCGUCUUGGCUAUGGGUUGAAGACGCUGUCACUGGUCAUAUCUACCAUUCGGAGUACUACGUUCUUCACCAGAACCAAUUUUUUGGUUGGAAAGCUGGUACGCAAACGCUCGAGAUAGAGUGCUACCUUCCUCUGUUUAUUACGCAAGGGCAGACGGAGGCGACUUACGUGAUGCGCAUUCUGUCCGACCGUUUUGUCGGAAUCGAGUCUUUUUAUGAGGUGAGCUACGCGCCAAGCGAACUCACUACAGCAGAGUUGGCGAAGCAAAAGAACGACAUGUACACGAAACUGCUUCGACUGCACCCACAACCUCUUCAGUCUCUGGACGACCCUGUUUACCAAGCGCUGUACGCAGGUAGGUUCCAGCACUUUAACCCGAUCCAGACGCAAGCGUUUCACCAACUUUACCACCAGAACGGAAAUGUGCUGCUUUGCGCACCAACUGGCAGCGGCAAGACGGUGUGUGCUGAGCUUGCCAUGCUGCGAGUUUGGAAACAACAGAAGCUUAGUGAGAGUGCUCAACGUGAAGAUGAGGGAUCUUCGGACGAUCCUGGGAUCCACGCACCUGCUACUACGCAAUCGCUGAUUGUGUAUAUCGCACCGAUGAAAGCGCUUGCCCGAGAGAAGGUGGCAGAAUGGAAGGCUCAGUUUGAAAACAACGCGCACCUGCACAAAAAAGUGGUGGAAGUCACGGGAGAUACGCUCGUUAAUGUCGAGUUUAUUCUGAACAAGGCAGAUAUUGUGGUCACGACGCCGGAGAAGUGGGACUUGCUCACGCGCAGCAGCACAGUUGGUCGCGCUUUGAUGGCUCGAAUGGCGCUUGUCAUUGUGGAUGAGGUUCAUUUAGUUGGUGAGGCACCACACGGUGCGGUGCUGGAAGUACUGAUCAGUCGUCUUAGACGGUUCACGCGCUCUGGUCCUCCGAUUCGUGUUAUGGGGCUGUCCACAACUCUAGCAAAUGCAAACGAUGUGGGACAAUGGCUGGGUGGAAUCAAACCAAAUAGCUCUAACGGUGGUGAACUGUACAACUUUAGAGCGUCCGUUCGUCCGGUGCCUAUGGAUGUGCACAUUCAGGGCUUUCCGGAGCGUCAUUACGUGGCGCGCAUGGCGGCAAUGAAUAAGCCGACGUUCAUGGCUAUCAAGACGCAUUCUCCUGACAAGCCUGUGCUUAUCUUUGUGUCAUCUAAGGCUCAGACUAAAUUGACGGCGCUAGACUUGAUCCAGUUCUGCGUUGCGUCGGACGAGAGUGGUGACGGAAACAAGCGUUUCUUAAAGAUGGACGAAGCGGUCAUGGAUUCGAUUUGCCAGUCAAAUCAGAUCGUGGACGAGACUCUCAAGCACACGCUCUCCUUCGGCAUUGGUCUUCACCACGCUGGGUUGACGCGUCGAGACCGUGAACUAGUCGAAAAGCUGUACAAGGAUCGUCUCAUACAGGUGAUGAUCUCGACAUCAACUCUGGCGUGGGGCGCAAAUCUUCCGGCGCACCUUGUCGUGAUCAAAGGCACGGAAUAUUUCCAGAAUGGACGAUACCGCUCGUACCCUUUGAGCGACUUGCUGCAGAUGAUUGGCCGCGCUGGCCGCCCCCUACUAGAUGACAAGGGGAUUGCGUGUGUAUUGGUAGAAGAAAGCAAGAAGAACGUCACACAGCGAUUCCUGCACGAACCCUUGGCUGUGGAGUCCUGUCUGGGUGGGAACGCAAUGCACCACAUCUUGGCCAACCACUUAAACGCGGAGAUCGCAGCCGGAUUGCUCCACACUCCUAAAGACGUGAUGGAUUACUUGAGCUGGAGCUUGCUGUUCCAGCGUGUGCUCAAGAAUCCAGGCUUCUACGGUGUUGGGGCCGCUGUGGCAGCGAUCGAUUCGCCUAUCGCAAGCGGUGGCAAACUGAGCAAGCAGGAAAAGCAGCCGAGGAAACCGAGCAAGCAAGACGAGCUGGAGAAGUUCUUCCAGCAGCUGAUAACAACAACGAUGCAGCAGCUCGAGUCGAGUAACUGCAUAACUACGUCGCAAUCGAGUGGUCUGCCUUCUUUUGGACCAACGUUCGCUGGAAAGCUUGCAGCUGCACUCUAUCUGGAUGUACGCACAGUGUCCAACAUGUUGACUGCUUUGCGAGCUGCUACCGUGGAUAAAGCAGGACCAGCAACAGCAACGAACACGUUGCUGCUGCUUUGUGUGAUUUGCGAAUCCAGCGUGGAGCUUCGCGACAUCCCGUUACGUCAUAACGAGCUCACGAGCAAUUUGAUCACAGAUGUUUGCACGAAGGUGAAGUUUUCGCCAAUGAAGCAUUUGUACUCAAGCUCUCCGAAGCGUCAAAAGGCGUUGUUGGAGACCCAUGGCAGUGAGGUGAAGGCAUUCCUAGUGCUUCAGAUGCAUCUGAUGGGUAUGCGUCUACCGUCAAGUGAUUUCGCAAACGAUCUGCGCAUGUUGUUGGACCACGUGCCGCGUUUGCUGAGCGCUGUAAUCAACCUCAGUGGUCAUCUAAAUCUCCCGGAUCUAGUAUUUGCUGGAAUCCGUCUAUCUCAAGCUGUCGUGCAGGGUCGAUGGCCAGACAGCGACGAUGGACUGACUCAGCUGCCACAUGCGUCGCAGGCGGUUGUGAAGGUGCUGCGCGAGCAAUUUAGGGUGUCAGGAAUUGCUGAUCUGCAAGCAGCUCUAGCGGUGCGUACUAAAAAAGCGCAGAUCAUUGAACGCCUGCAGAAUUUGCAGCUACAAGAACAGAGAGGUCGAGCGAGCAGCCUAACGAAGCACAAGAUCAACGAGUUUAUACGCGUAGCAGAGGCCGUUCCGCGGUUUCGUAUGGAGGUGCGACUGAAGCAGAAGCAGCAAGUGGUUGAUGUGGAGUUGACAGAUUUAAGUGGCCAAGGCAGCAACAAUCUAGCCUUUACAUCUCGACUGCAAAAACCCAAGGCGUACGGCUUCUACGUCGUCGUGACGACCAAGACGGAGGAAACAGAAGAGGAUAUCAUCCACCUCAAGCACGUGGCAUGGAAACGCAAGGUCCACAUAUCGCUCUCAUUACCUGUUGUUGAUGCCAACUAUACGGUGCACGUUCUAUCGGACGCAAUUGCUGGUAUCGACAGAGUGCACGCCGUCAAGGCCUGA
Molecule: messenger RNA, 6573 nt
Organism: Peronospora matthiolae
Lineage: Eukaryota; Oomycota; Peronosporomycetes; Peronosporales; Peronosporaceae
Source: the annotation of a GenBank genome assembly